CCAGCAUUAACAUUGAGAGAAAAAUAAAAGAAAAACUAACAGAUUCCACACAAUACCUUUGCUUCGAUCUUGGCUUCAUCAUCUUCAAGUAAAGCGAGAAGAAAAAAAAAAUGCAAGGAGGAUCAUCAGGCAUUGGCUAUGGACUCAAAUAUCAGGCAAGGUGCAUAUCAGAUGUGAAAGCAGACACGGAUCACACCAGCUUUAUCACUGGAACUCUCAGUCUCAGAGAAGAAAACGAGGUGCAUUUGCUUAGGUUAUCUUCAGGUGGAACUGAAUUGAUAUGUGAAGGGUUGUUUUCGCAUCCUAAUGAGAUCUGGGAUCUCUCUUCUUGUCCUUUUGAUCAACGCAUUUUCUCCACUGUUUUCUCUACUGGUGAGUCAUUUGGAGCCGCGGUGUGGCAGAUUCCUGAGUUAUAUGGCCAGUUAAAUUCUCCGCAAUUGGAAAGGAUUGCGUCUCUUGAUGGACAUGUUGGGAAGGUUAAUUGCAUUCUCUGGUGGCCAUCUGGAAGAAAUGAUAAGUUGAUAAGCAUUGAUGAGGAAAAUCUUUUCUUAUGGAGUUUAGAUUGUUCGAGAAAAGCAGCCCAGGUGCAAUCGAAGGAGUCAGCAGGUAUGCUUCAUUACUUAUCUGGUGGAGCCUGGGAUCCACAUGAUGUGAAUGCUGUUGCAGCAACUUGUGAAUCCUCUGUCCAGUUUUGGGAUUUACGGACAAUGAAGAAAACAAGUUCUAUUGAGUGUGGCCAUGUGCGCAACGUCGACUAUGACACCAGGAAGAUGCAUAUACUGGUUACUGCAGAGGAUGAAUCUGGGAUACACAUAUGGGAUCUUAGAAUGCCAAAGGUUCCUAUAAAUGAGCUUCGUGGACAUUCACAUUGGACAUGGGCUGUCACGUGUAACCCUGAAUAUGAUGGACUGAUUCUGAGUGGUGGUACAGACUCGACUGUCAAUUUGUGGUUCGCUUCUACAACAACCAGUGAUGAGUUGACAUCUGGGAGUGUGGUUGCGUCACCAACUCAGAAACUUGAUCCGUUGCUGUACUCAUUCAAUGACUACGAAGACAGUGUCUAUGGGCUUGCUUGGAGUUCUCGGGAACCUUGGAUUUUUGCAUCUUUAUCCUAUGAUGGGAGGGUGGUUGUAGAAUCAGUAAAGCCUUAUCUCCCCAGAAAAUGAAUUCAUCACGGAUUUCCCCACGUUAAACCAUCUUGUGGCGGUUUCCACUAACACCACAUGCCGGCUAGAACUACAUUGAAAAAACAGUUAUGCUAUGCGAAUUCUAAUGGGUGGCUGUCAAGAAUCUGUUCUAGCGCAACAUUGAAGUCUUAUCAUCGUGUCGAUGCUAGUUUCAGUGAUGCUAGUUGUGCUGUUGAUGCGGAAGAGCUUCAUUUGAUGCUAUAUCUUACCAUGCAUGUAUGUAUACAAACUCUGCAAAAGGAACAAAUUUAUUUUCAACAAUGGAAUCCACGAGGACACGAUUUGCCAA
Molecule: messenger RNA, 1476 nt
Organism: Populus trichocarpa (black cottonwood)
Lineage: Eukaryota; Viridiplantae; Streptophyta; Magnoliopsida; Malpighiales; Salicaceae
Product: WD repeat-containing protein DWA2
Exons: 13
Coding region: 111-1166 (351 amino acids)
Biological process (GO): protein ubiquitination
Molecular function (GO): protein binding
Source: RefSeq, a predicted model, not a curated record